AUGCUCGACGCAGAUGACAGCAACCGACCUGAACGUCGCUCCGCUCUGAUUGCACACGAACUAUCCAGGUUGGAUGUCGAUAUUGCUGCCCUUAGCGAGGUCCGAUUCCAUGAUGUAGGCAGCCUCCAGGAGCAUGGCGCCGGUUACACCCUCUUCUGGUCAGGGAAACCUGCAACAGAAAGGCGCCUCUCAGGCGUCGGCUUCAUGAUCAGGACCUCCAUCACCUCCAAACUGGAAAACCUGCCAACCGGCCACUCCGACCGCACCAUGUCCAUGCGCCUCCCUCUGAAGAACGAACAGUAUGCCGCGCUCUUCAGUGUGUACGCCCCGACUCUCCAAGUUGAACCUGCAGAAAAAGACAGGUUCUACUCGGAGCUCCGCGGCCAUAUCCAAAGCAUCCCUGCAGACGACAAGGUAAUAAUCCUCGGCGAUUUCAACGCCAGAGUAGGUCAAGAUGUAGAUGCCUCAAAAGGAGUUCUUGGCAGACACGGCGUUGGAAACUGCAACGACAAUGGGCGCUUGCUGUUGGAGCUUUGCACUGAGCAGCAACUGGUCAUCACCAACACCAUCUUCCAGCAAAAGGACAGAAUGAAAACAACCUGGAUGCACCCUUGGUCCAAACAUUGGCACCUCAUAGACUACGUCCUAGUGCGCCAAAAAAGACCUCAAGGAUGUCCUUCACACCAGAGUGAUGCCCAGCUGCACUUCAAACCCAAACCAAGGAAGGGGGGGCCCCCCACGAAAAAGUUCGAUCUCGAGAAGCUUCAGUCAUCUGAAGUGAAAGCUGACUUUCAGGCAGACCUACAGUCCAAGCUUGAGAGCGUCGACUGCCGCAAAGACCCCUCACCUGAAACCCUCUGGGAUCAACUGAAGACUGCCAUCCUGCAAACAUCUGAAGAAGUUCUUGGGUUUACCACCAAGAGGAACAAAGACUGGUUCGAUGAGAACAACCAAGAGAUCCAGGAACUGCUGACGAAGAAGAGGUCAGCCCAUCAGGCCCACCUGGCUCAGCCAUCAUGUCCUGUGAAGAAAGCUGUCUUCCGUCUCAUUUGCAGCAACCUCCAGCGCAAGCUUCGAGAGAUCCAGAAUGAAGGCUUCUAUGAAGCCCUAAAGGUAGUAUAUGGUCCUACUCACCACGUCCAGAGUCCUUUGCGCAGUGCAGAUGGCCAGGUGCUCUUCACAGACAAAACUUCCAUCCUGAGCCGUUGGUCUGAGCAUUUUCAGGCCCUCUUCAGCGCUGACCGCGUCGUCCAGGACUCAGCAGUUCUCCGCAUUUGUCAGAAGCCAGUCAUAGAGGAAUUGGAUGAACUACCAUCUAUAGAAGAAAUUUCAAAAGCCAUAGAGCAGCUGAAGUGUGGCAAGGCAGCAGGAGUUGAUGGGAUCCCACCAGAGAUCUGGAAAGAUGGGGGACCAACACUACACAGCAAGCUCCACGAACUCCUUGUCUGUUGUUGGGAGCAGAGCAAGCUUCCAAGAGACCUCCGUGAUGCAGUCCUUAUCACUUUGUACAAGAACAAAGGAGAAAAGUCGGACUGCUCAAACUACCGGGGGAUAACAUUGCUCUCUAUCGCGGGAAAAGUCUUCGCCCGAGUGCUUCUGAACAGAUUGCUACCCACCAUCGCUGAAGACCACUUCCCAGAAACCCAAUGUGGAUUCAGGACCAACAGGGGCACCACAGACAUGGUGUUCGUCCUCAGGCAGCUCCAAGAGAAAUGCCGGGAGCAGAACAAAGGGCUGUACGUGACUUUUGUGGAUCUGACCAAAGCGUUUGACACUGUGAGCAGGAAGGGGCUAUGGAUGAUCAUGGAACGCCUUGGCUGCCCCCCAAAGUUCCUCAGCAUGGUCAUCCAAUUGCACAAUGAUCAACACGGCCAAGUCAGGUUGAACAGCGACCUCUCUGAGCCCUUCCCCAUCGUCAAUGGCGUGAAACAGGGUUGUCUUCUGGCACCUACACAGUUCAGCAUCUUCUUCAGCAUGAUGCUCAAGCAGGCCACUGAGGACCUUGACGAUGACGAAGCUGUGUACAUCCGCUACCGCCUUGACGACAGUCUGUUCAACCUCAGGGGACUGCAUGCCCACACAAAGACUCUUGAGCAGCUGAUCCGUGACCUCCUCUUCGCUGACGAUGCUGCCCUCGUUGCCCACACCGAAAGAGCCUUGCAGCGCCUAACAUCUUGCUUUGCAGAGGCUGCGCAGCUCUUCGGACUUGAGGUCAAUAUGAAGAAGACAGAGGUCCUCCACCAGCCUGCACCCCGGGAAGAAUACCGCCCUCCUCACAUCACUAUUGGCGAGACUGAGCUGAAAGCAGUUCACCAGUUCACCUACCUGGGGUGUACCAUCACAUCAGAUGCCAAGAUCGACAGGGAAGUGGACAACAGAUUAGCCAAGGCAAACAGCGCUUUCGGCAGACUCUACAAGAGAGUCUGGAAAAACAGACAGCUGAAGAAGGGUACGAAGAUCAGUGUCUACAGAGCCGUCAUAAUCACCACCCUGCUGUACGGCUCCGAGUCAUGGGUAACAUACCGUCACCACCUACGACUCCUAGAGCGCUUCCACCAGCGCUGUCUCCGCACCAUCCUCAACAUCCACUGA
Messenger RNA from Penaeus monodon (black tiger shrimp), 2592 nucleotides. RefSeq lists its product as uncharacterized. Gene Ontology annotation, molecular function: catalytic activity. The coding region runs from base 1 to 2592 and encodes 863 amino acids. NCBI's taxonomy places the organism in Eukaryota, Metazoa, Arthropoda, Malacostraca, Decapoda, Penaeidae. The transcript has 3 exons. The record is from RefSeq and is a predicted model, not a curated record.